UUUUUUUUUUUUGUUUCUCACAAUUCAAUUAGUACAACAAUCUUCUAUUUUUUGUCUUUGCUAUUCAAAUUGAAUGAGGACAUAUUUUUCUCUUCUUAUAUCAACCCUUUUUCACUGCAACUAACGCUGUUUUUUUUUCUUGUUUCAGAAAACAAUUGCAAAUUCGAAUUGUCUGAUAUCAACAUUCUUAUCCUUAGUCGGGUCCUUUUCAAGUAAUGCGCCAUGAUGAACACUCAAAUUAUUGAUCCAUUGCAAGGGGAUUUCCCGGAGGUGAUAGAAGAGUUCUUGGAACAUGGUGUUAUGAAAUGUAUCGCCUUUAAUCGUCGAGGCACCCUUCUUGCUGCCGGUUGCUCCAAUGGAAGCUGUAUCAUAUGGGACUUUGAAACUCGAGGGAUUGCGAAAGAGCUCCUAGAUAAAGAGUGUAAUGCUGCCAUAACAAGUGUCUGUUGGUCAAAGUAUGGUCAUCGCAUAUUAGUUUCUGCUGCUGACAGGACAUUGAUUCUCUGGGAUGUAGCUACUGGAGAGAAAGUUGCCAAAACAACAUUAGAAAAAGCCCCUUUGCAUGCUCGCCUGCAUCCUGGCUCCUCUAUGCCAUCUUUGUGCUUGGCAUGCCCUGUCUAUUCGGCUCCCUUGAUUGUCGAUUUGAACUCUGGAUCAACUAAUGCUUUGCCUGCAUCAGUUUCAGAUGGGGGAGAUGGGCUUUCUGUUCCUUCACGAAACAAAGUCUCCGAUGAUUCUGCUCCCCAGACUCCUGCAUGCUUUAACAAGCAUGGGGAUCUGGUUUAUUUGGGAAAUUCUAAGGGAGAGAUCCUCAUAAUUGAUCAUGAACAGGUCCAGGUACGUGCAGUUGUCCCCGUUGCCGGGGGUGCUGUCAUUAAGAACAUUUUAUUUAGUCGGAAUGGGCAAUAUCUUCUCACGAAUUCAAGUGAUCGGAUUAUUAGGGUUUAUGAAAAUAUGCUACCUACAAAAGAGGGUCUGAAAGCACUAGACAAGAUGGGUGAGACUUUAAAUGAUCUUGGUGGAGUUGAGAAGCUAAAGGUCGUUGGAUCUAAGAGUUUAGUCCUGUUUCGUGAGUUUCAAGACUCUGUAACCAGAAUUCACUGGAAGGCUCCUGGUUUUAGUGGUGAUGGUGAAUGGGUUAUUGGUGGCUCUGCUAGCAAAGGAGAGCACAAGAUAUACAUAUGGGAUCGGGCAGGACACCUUGUGAAAUUUCUGGAAGGUCCAAAAGAAGCUUUGAUUGAUCUGGCUUGGCAUCCAGUUCACCCCAUUGUUGUCUCAGUCUCCUUGACUGGCUUGAUUUACAUAUGGGCUAAAGAUUAUACUGAAAACUGGAGUGCUUUCGCCCCAGAUUUCAAAGAACUUGAAGAAAAUGAAGAAUACGUAGAAAGAGAAGACGAAUUUGAUAUCAUGCCAGAAACUGAAAAGGUUAAAGAAUCAGAGGUUAACCAGAAUGAAGAUGUUGAUAUUAUAACAGUGGAGCAUGAUUCAACUUUUAGUGACUCGGAUAUGUCGCAGGAAGAACUUUGCUUCUUGCCUGCAAUGCCUUGUCCUGAUGCUCCUGAGCAGCAGGAUAAAAGUAUUGGAAAUUCAUUGAAAUUGGUGGAAAGUAAUCAUUCUGCAUCUCCUCUUUCAGCAGAUGCAGCACAAAACGGGCAAGCUAACCACGAGUCAAGUCCUGUUGAAGGUAUAGAUAACUCUACUGCAGAAGAUACAAGUGGAGGACGCUUUAAAAGGAAGCGAAGACCCUCUGAGAAAGUCCUGGAAUUGCAAGCGGAGAUGGUGAAGAAACCUGUGAAGAAGGCGAAGCCUUCUGCCAAACCGUUGAAACCCAAAGACAAAUCCGUACAUGACGAAGAUAAUGGUGUAUCUGUAGAUGAGGUUUCUGAUGAUUAUUACAGAUAAUGUACAACCAGGCUUCUUUGAUUUCCCCCAGGUAGUUGCACUUGGUAGUUAUCUAUUUUCUAGAAAUGGUUGCAGCAUUCAAAAAUUCAGCAAGCAAUUUCAGACUGUAUUUGGGACUGAAGAUGACAACAUUGUUGACAAAUACAGCUUAACUUGUACAGGAUAUUUGGCUGUUGUUGUGUCUGCAAAAGGAUAAUGAUAAUAUAUGUAGGGCACACAAGAGCAAUGUUUCAAUUGCUGGAGUGAAGGCAUAGGAAUUGAGAUGUUUUUGUAGUACUUACUAGUUAGUAAAGAGUCUGUAGAAAUAAUCCCUUCAACAGUCAACAGUCAAGUUCUUGUUUACGGCUCUUGUGCUUUGCAUUUGCCGUUCCCUGUAUUCAACGAUUUUGGAGUUAGUAAAGAAGCUAAUUAACCCUGUUGAGUUGGUAAAGAGUCUAUGUAAUUCAACUUAUUUGAACUUGCCAAAAAAAUUCUUUAACUUAUUUGAGCUUGUAUGAACUUAAUUUAUACGAACUUGUUAGAAUGUGUUAUAACUUAUCAGUAUUUAUAUGAACUUAUUGGAGUAUAUUGUUUAA
Messenger RNA from Beta vulgaris subsp. vulgaris (sugar beet), 2477 nucleotides. RefSeq names its product protein RBL. Gene Ontology annotation, molecular function: protein binding. The transcript is spliced from 6 exons. The coding region runs from base 223 to 1902 and encodes 559 amino acids. The record is from RefSeq and is a predicted model, not a curated record. NCBI's taxonomy places the organism in Eukaryota, Viridiplantae, Streptophyta, Magnoliopsida, Caryophyllales, Amaranthaceae. Gene Ontology annotation, cellular component: Set1C/COMPASS complex.